Molecule: messenger RNA, 1689 nt
Organism: Tilletiaria anomala UBC 951
Lineage: Eukaryota; Fungi; Basidiomycota; Exobasidiomycetes; Georgefischeriales; Tilletiariaceae
Exons: 6
Coding region: 163-1296 (377 amino acids)
Biological process (GO): proteasome-mediated ubiquitin-dependent protein catabolic process
Cellular component (GO): cytosol; nucleus; proteasome regulatory particle, base subcomplex
Molecular function (GO): polyubiquitin modification-dependent protein binding
Source: RefSeq, a predicted model, not a curated record
CGUCAGCUGAUGAUGACCACCCUUUUGCAGGAGCUCCGAUCUGCAUUUCAUUGAUCAGCCCCUGCCCUAUAUACAAUACCGUGGUAGCCGCGAAGUUUUGCGCACAUUGUUUCUGCAAGUUGAGCAUACAUCGUGUGAGCUCCAACUGCGAACACUUUUACGAUGCCGCUCGAAGCAACGAUGCUGGUUUUGGACAACUCAGAGUGGAUGAGAAAUGGCGACUACACGCCCUCGAGGUGGGAGGCCCAGUCGGACGCUGUGAAUGUCCUAUUCAACGCAAAGACCAACUCGAACCCAGAAAACGAAGUCGGCUUGAUGACCAUGGCAGGAAAGAGCCCCGAGGUACUUGUCACGUUAACCAAGGAUAUCGGAAAGCUGCUCACAGCUUUGCACAGCUCGACACUCUCCGGAGCUGCCAACAUUUGCACUGGCAUCAACAUCGCACAGCUUGCACUCAAGCACCGAGAGAACAAGAAUCAGCGCCAGCGGAUCAUCGCUUUCGUGGGAUCUCCCAUUCCAGACGCGCAGGAUAGCUUGAUUAAGCUUGGGAAAAAGCUUAAAAAGAACAAUGUCGCUGUGGACAUUAUCAACUUUGGCGAAAAUGGAGAGAACGAAGAAAAGCUGAGGGCAUUUGUUGAAAGCGUCGACAGUGGCGAGAAUAGUCAUCUGCUCAGUAUUCCGCCAGGACCGCAGCUUCUUUCAGACAUAAUACUCUCAUCUUCUGUGCUGAGCACCGACGUGGGAGGUGCACCCGGAAUUUCGACUGGAGGAGACGGCGGCGCAGGCGGUGAUGGUGGAUUUGACUUUGGGGUCGAUCCAAGUAUGGAUCCGGAGCUUGCAAUGGCCCUACGCAUGUCGCUGGAAGAAGAACAAGCGCGGCAACGGGCGACGGUGCAAUCAUCAUCCGUCAGUGCCGCUCCUGUGUUAAGCAGCGUUGGGGAGGAGCCUCGCACGCGGACAGAGGAUGGUGGCAGUGCGCCAGAACCGGCGCUACUCGCAGGAAGGGGAUCCCUGAUCGUUACGGGUGCAGAAUCCAUUACGGGAGCGGGGAAUGAUGCGCACGACGCCGACGAGGAGGCUAUGCUCGCUCGCGCUCUAGCGCUUUCACAGCGAGUAGAGCCGAAACAGUCAGAAGACGCGGAGAUGGCCGCCGCUACUAGCUCUGCGUUGGACAAGGCCGACUCAAGCAACUCGGAUGACCGCACAGAAUGCAACCCCCAGGAUGACGAUGAGGAAAUGACUGAGGAAGAGGCCAUCGCCCGGGCUAUUGAGAUGAGCUUGCAAAAGAAGGAGUAAUACUGCACAGGAAUAUAAAAGGCGUCCGCACGUGAAGCUCUACUCGACAACAUCUGCACAAAUUGAAUCUGUGCAUUACCGCAGUUGCCUGGCGGUGCCUUUCUGAAGUUGUUCCUAACUCCCUUCCCAAGGCGACUGCAGCCUUUGUAAAGCGCAGGCGUUGCAGCCUUUUAGGUUUUAGCGAGUUGACAGCAUGCUUUUCAAAUGUUUGAAAGCGAGACGGAUAUGGUCACAUUGUUUAGGUGCAAGAUGCGAACACCGGGCUCAAGUUACGUCCACCAGCUGUGACACGAUGCACUGCAGAUGCUUAUUUGAUCGGUUAGGCAUUCAGAGUAAGGCGUAGGACCAUGUGGCAGAACACAGAAUGGUGAAGACGAUAUCAUUGAGAAGGAG